This is a messenger RNA of Cokeromyces recurvatus, 663 nucleotides long. RefSeq lists its product as uncharacterized. The record is from RefSeq and is a predicted model, not a curated record. The coding region runs from base 1 to 663 and encodes 220 amino acids. The transcript is spliced from 4 exons. NCBI's taxonomy places the organism in Eukaryota, Fungi, Mucoromycota, Mucoromycetes, Mucorales, Mucoraceae.
AUGAGAUUCAGGAAAAAAAAAAAGUGCUAUUUUUUUUUUCGUAAAGACUUCUUACCUGUAAAAUCUUUAAGCCAGCACCUCAACGGAGUAGCGCUUUGUCACAAAGGAUUUGAUCGUUUACUCGCUACUCACUUCUACACGCAGAUAGUCCGACCACAACUCGAAUAUGGUCUAGCUAUUAGUCUACUCAGUGCAAAGGAUAUCCAACAACUGGAAUCUUGUCAAAACACAUGCAUAAGACGGAUAUUUGGUGGCUCUAGUCAAUCAUCAGUAAAGGUGAUGCUUCAUAUGGUAAACCAACCAUCGAUGAAGGUUAGGGUGUCCAUUCUGCAGGCCCAAUUCGUUUUCCAAUUUCUUGAAGAGAAUUUUCAGCAACUACGUGAGGGGACACGCUCUGUUUUGCUUUCCGCUUGCCGCCCCAAUCUGAUUAUUGAUCCGAUACUCUGGUUACCCAUGACACACAGUGAGCGUAGUCAAACUAUUCGAUGGCGUCUUGGUUGGUUACCCGGAGGAAUACCUAAAGCCUGCCCAUAUCAUCCUCAUUUCUAUCGCUGGCCAGUUAUGUGUACCAUCCUACAGGAAAUGGGUUACUUAAUGCACGAUAAACUACCCCCUCCACUUCUUGAUCCAGGCAGAAAAUUACUCAACUGGUUGUCUCUUUAA